Messenger RNA from Mizuhopecten yessoensis (Yesso scallop), 4550 nucleotides. Its product is annotated as hapless 2-like. Bases 1 to 2835 code for a protein of 944 amino acids. The transcript has 22 exons. Lineage: Eukaryota; Metazoa; Mollusca; Bivalvia; Pectinida; Pectinidae. The record is from RefSeq and is a predicted model, not a curated record.
AUGACGAAGAAGAUUGAGUACUUCCUGGACUUGUUACUGCAAGCGAAUGCACCCGGGAAAUUACGUAGCGCCACCUAUGAAAGUUCGUCUGCAUUUCCCGGUCUCAGUUUCCGCAGCAUUUAUCACAUCCUUAUGUUUCAUGGUAUUUUAUUGUGCACAUUGUCCUGUUUACUGGGAUGUGCCCUCCUAUUAAAUGCAGGAGUAACCACAGCAACACUAGGCAUUGUACAGGCAGUGAUUCACCCAUGCAGUAUAAAAACAUCUCAGCUAGGAGAUGGUUUGGAAGCUUCUUGUCAAGAAGGGAUAGACAUUAUAUUGAAGACAUCAGUGAAAGCGAUGCAGAAGAAAUCACAAUUUGUUACUGUAAAUGAGGCCUACAGCCCAGACGAUGGAGAAGACGUGAAACUUUUAAAUCCGUUAUUGAUACAUGUGCGUCUAAAGAAUACAAAACUACUGUACCCACUGAAGUACAUACAGAGAGUUAACAACAAAGCUUACGAAGUUUUCUUUCACAAGGACAACACAAAAAACUAUCAUGGUUGUAAGGAAAGUUCCAUCUCUGAAAUGUGUGGGAAAGUACCUGGACAAGGGUCUGACACAAACAAGGGGUUUUGCUGUUCCUGUAAUGGCUACAACAGUGACAUGUCUUACCACAUCCGCAGUGGACAGGACUGCAGUAACAUAAACAUACCUUUUCCGCAGGGUUCCAGUCCCUACCUUUCCAGUACUCACUGUCUCAGAUACGACUCCGUGUGGUACAAUGUUUACCAGUUAAAAAAGCCAUCCAUAGAAUAUGAGUUAGCUGUAGAGAUGUAUACAGUAGAUGGAGCAGGGGGCCUGACACCUGUUACAGAAGACAGCAUGGUGGUGGGAACAUCUACCUCAACCCUUCUCUCCAGUGACGGCAAGGUUUCUAUCAGCAUCUUGAAUAUACAGCACCAACUGAGGGAUGAGGAUCCACUUGGCUACAAAAGAAAUGUUAUUUUAAUUCCUGAACAGCUUGAAAAGAAGUUGGAAGUCGAACAACUUCCUCUACAAUUACAGGGUAAUGCAUCUGAGUUUUUGGUACUGAAUGAGGACAAUUUAGCCCUCAGUGGUGGUGUCUGUGAUAAAGUGGGUGUGUCUUUUAAGGCCUUCGUUGACCAGAGACACAGAUGUAGGAAACCUGCUCAGAGUUGUCUUAAUAAUCAACCAAUGGAAUUUUGGUUGCAUGAUAUUGAGAAACAGCUUCAAAGGAAACCCACCAAAUACUUUCUGUCUGGGUUUGCUAAGAUUAACAGCACACCCCUGCUACAGAAAUCUGCCAGCUUGUUUUUGUCUCUCCAUGCAAAUGGUGAAUUGACUGCUAACCUGAUCCUACAAGUCAAAGUCGGCAACACCUUUCCAGCCAGACAAGGGAAAUCAGCACUGAUUACAAAGAUUAUUCACACUAGAGAGCAGAAGAUGGACAGACUGUCUAUAACUGUGUAUAACCCUGGUCUGCUGUUAGAGACCUACACUGUUUCACUACAUUCCUGUAACACAAGUAAAGUCACAUCCAAGAGCACCCAGGUAGCUGUUCCAGCCCACCAUUCUACUGAUGCAGUCUUCAAAUUAAAAAAUUUGACUGCUCACCAGAUAAUAACAUGCACAGUGUCUGUGUCUAACCACCUCAUACAAAACGUGAGUGAGCGAGCUUUUUGGUUCAGAGAGGGAGAGAUUUGUAUCUGUAUGGAGAAGGUCCAAUGUACAUGCCAGAGUCAAGGGUUCCAUUCUCAUUUUUCUCUAGAAAUUGGUGUCUACCCUUCUGCCAAAACUCGGUCAUUGUUACUUCAAGGCUAUUUCUCGGGUCCAGAUGAUCAGAGAUUUGUUGUCCUCCUUGUCCUGCUGGUGCUAAUCAUUCUAGGUUUCGUGAAAGGUUUACUUAGUUUGGCCUUCCCAGUACAGGUAGGUCAAUGUGGUCUUUGCCUCUUACUCAAAGGGACACCCCUAUAUGCUUACUAUGAACAGGAGCUCCAAGCAUUUGAUAUAGCACACAAUGAAGAGGGAACACCAGUUCAUCCUGUCACUCACAAGCCUGUACAGUUGCUGUCUAGAUGUGAACUGGUGUUUCUCAAUCUGUUUUUUGGAUUCUACAUCAUCUUUAUCCUUCCACAUUAUUUUCUGAACCAAUGUAGACGACACAAACAUCAGCAAGAAUGUCAGAAGAAUGUUAGAAACAAUCAAGUGAAUUUACCAGAAAAAACUGAAAGACAAUUAGAUGUGCCACCAAGUAGGAGUUCACCCAAGAUCAAUCCUAAGGCAGUCACAUCUGUUAUGUCUAAAUCAGAGAAGGAGUUGGUGUUGGAAAUUUACAAAAAGCAAAAACAGAAACUAUUGCAUCAUAAAGAAGUCAGCCAAUCAUUGUCUAAAAAUGAGAUGGGAUCAUACCGAUACGACAUCACUCCUCCAGAUUUUGACAUUGAUGAAUCUCCUAAUAGAAGGAUGACAAGAAUUAAAGAUACUCAAGGACGGCAAACUGGAUCAGACUUCUUUGCACAAAAACAGACACUGCAAACUUUAUUACAGACAAAUCCUGUGUACUGUAAUAUAGACCGUGAGACAUCGGUCUACCUCAAGAAUUCUGGGGAUAAAUACAGUCUAUGUGGUACCCUUGUAAAAGAAAAGAGAAAAUUUGUCUUCCAGCUGGGUGAUUAUACAUUACAGACUUAUGAGAAUGUUGGUUACCCGAAGUUGUUGUCCAGACCACAGAGGAUCAUACAUCCCAUAAGUUUCACCCUGUGUUUGACAUCAGUGGGCGUCCACAGGAUGAUUACAACGGAACCUCUCUAUCCAUGUCUGAACAGGAAGACCUGAAUACUCCCACAACUGGACAUAACUUUGGAACAGUCUCGAGACCUUUAAAAUUACAUAAAUAUUAAGCCUUGUAUACAGUACUUGGAGCCUUGUAUAUUAAAGAUAGAAAGUAUUACACAGAACAUGGUGCUUCAACUGGAUAUUUUUGUACAAAGACGUCCACGAUGCUGAUGAAAUAUUUCUGUGUCAAUCAAACUUUCAAAUGUUUCCCUGCUUUAGAACGAUCAGUUGAAAUAAGAACACAAUGCUAUACAGAAGAAUUACUGUAAACACUAAGGAAACUUUGAUUUAGAAAUUCCUUUCUUUGCUACACAUUUAAUAUGAUAGCACCAAACUUUUAUGUUUGAUAUUACCUGGUAUUAUACAGAUAUAUCAAAUUAACUUGACCUUGUCAGUGUUCGACAGUUGAAAUUCCAUUACAAGUACAUUCACUCUUGCCAAAUUUAAAUAUCUUGAUGACUUUUCAACUGUUCUAAUUUUAGGCUUUUAUGUAUUACAAUACUGAUUUCAGGUGAGAGUGUUGAAUAUAAGUUUCUUUUUUAAAGGGUAAAUGUUCAGUUACAUUAAGUGCCAAUUAGAUAUAUGGAUUUGUCAAUCUUUGCUGGUUGGAAUGAAACCCUUUAAAAUGUUAUUGUUACCGAUUUACUGAUCUCCAACACUAUCAGUAGUCAAAAGCCAUGUCAGUAUUGUUUGUUCUUUUUCAAGUAUUCAAUGAUUUCACAAAUACAGUUAUGAACUUCUACAAUGUUAAUCAAAGAAUUUUGCUAUUUAGUAAUUUAAUAUGGUUUAAUAUGUGAAAGUAUCUGUAUUUAGUUAAGUGCCAUUAUAUUGAUACAUGUAUGAGAUUCAUGAUUUUGUUAUUGUUAAUUUUUAUAAUUUUCUAGUGUGAUUCCAGUCAUUUUAUUAUGUAAUUUACUAACAUAUUUUUACUUCUAUGGGAAAAUUGAGUUUAGUUAAUUUGAUCAUUUAUUUAUAAAUAAAAUAUAUUAUGGAUGAAAGAUGCUUUCUUUUAAAUUUGAUUGUCAUUGUAAUGAACACUUCUUUAUGAAAGUUGCUCAUAGAAACUUUUAAACGAGUUUGUUGGUAUUGAGAUUAAGUGUUUGUUCCAUUGUAUGUAAUGCAUGUUAAACAUUUUGUAGAUAUUUUAUUAAUAUUUUGGUGCCAUUAUCAAAUUGAAUUCCUUGUUUAGUGUCAAUACAAUCAUUCCUCGUCAUUUAUUCAUCUAGUCAUCAUUAUACAAUGUACCUCAGGCAUUAUAUACAUGUACGAAACUUUUAGUUCAUAUUUGUUUUAACAUUCCUUAUAUGUAUUAAAUGUACAAAAGAAUAACCCACCAACUCCACUGUAAGUUAGAGCGGCUGUAUACUGAAAUCAAAAUAUUAUAACACACCCCACCCCCAACAACAAAAUUAGGGGGUAAAGAGGUUGGUCAGUUGUCUGUCCCUCAAUCCUGUAGUCUGCAUCUAGUUUCCUUGAGAAUUAGCUUACCCAUCAUCACAUUGAUUUCAGAAGAUUUUUCACAUGUUAAAGGGCACAAAUCCAUAUGGAUGAACAGACGUUGUGUAUUAGGCUCUGGCUAAAAAGUUUAGUUGAGCCUGUUUUAAAAACGAUUUCAUUUCAGUUAGAUCAUGAUGUUAUAAUGUUUGAUGAAGAUACAGGCGUUUUAUAAAGGAACUGAUUUUGAAUAAAAUUUGUCAAAAUAAAAGGUUGAAUAU